Anopheles marshallii is the source of this 3096-nucleotide messenger RNA. RefSeq names its product zinc finger protein 91-like. Gene Ontology annotation, molecular function: zinc ion binding. Lineage: Eukaryota; Metazoa; Arthropoda; Insecta; Diptera; Culicidae. Gene Ontology annotation, cellular component: nucleus. Bases 1 to 3096 code for a protein of 1031 amino acids. The transcript has 5 exons. The record is from RefSeq and is a predicted model, not a curated record.
AUGGAAUUAGGAAACGGAAUAUGUAGAAUGUGUCUGGUUUCGUGGAAAAAAUUGUGUCCACUGUUUGAUUGUAGUGCAAAUUCUGAGCUGUUGGGUAUUAUUCGAAACAUUGUAAGACUGCAGAUCGACGAAGAUGAUACAUUUUCAAAAAUGAUAUGCAAACAGUGCAUUUCGCGACUGAAGACUAUCGAUGAAAAUGUAAAGUUCUUUCAAGCAUCCGAUCGCAAGCUUCGAGGAGCAAUUUCUACUGAUUCAAAUGAGUACGGAAACGUUUUGGAAGUUGAACAUCUCAAAACAAACCUUUCGACAAAUGCUGUGGAUGAAUCUCAGAGCGUUUGUGACGCUAAAAUAUCUCCCAAGCGAUACGAUUAUGAAAAGAGCGAAAGCGAAAAGACAGAAACCAAAUCAACACGUAGAUCUCUUCGUAUUCGCACUCGUUGUGAACAAUCGGAUAACCACCAGGAAGAGGAAACAGACGACGAAGCAUCUGCGAAAGAAGAAAUGGAUUGCGAUAAUGAAAACACAGAUAGUACCUUCAUCCCGAAAUUCGAGAGUUUCACCUCUGCUCAGUUAGUCGCAAAAUGUAUAAUGCCGAACAGUGAGCCAAAAUCGAAACGGCAUAAGAAAAACAUAAACCUUCGUCAAACUAAUCGAGCGGUGAAGGACAUGUCUACCGGCCCUGUACCAAUGCUGCAUGAUUUCAAGUGCUACAUUUGUAGCAGCGAACCGUUGGGUUCUCGGAAAGCUCUGAUAGAACAUCUAGCUACGCACGUGGACAAAGUACCGUACACCUGCAAACGGUGCGUCAUGGAAACCAUCGUCCUAACACGAGUGCGUACGCUGAACACACAUAUGAAGAUGCACGAACAACCGAUCAAAUGUGACUACUGUGAUCGUCGCUAUAGCAAUGCGGCUGGUAAAUAUUAUCACACACAUACGUACCACCUGGGCGGUGGUGCUCCUUGCAUCGUGAAUUGUAUGAUGUGUGGCAAACAGUACGGCUCCCAGGCUGCACUAAAGCAACACAUGAAGUAUCAUACCACAACGUUGAAAUGCAGUAAGUGUGAUAUGGUAUUCAAUCAUCCAAACAAACGGCGUAACCACGAGCUUACGCAUAACGAGGACAGAGGGUACGAGUGUGUUGUUUGCAAAAAAGUCCUGCAAACAAUCGAAUCAUACGACGUGCAUCUGAAGAAACAUUCCCAGGAACGUAGCUACCAGUGUACGCUUUGCCCGAAGAAGUUUAACACAUCCUUCAAUCUGAUACUCCAUCUGAAGGUGCAUGCGAAAAACUACAACUAUCGGCCAGCGAAAUCUUGGGUGGAACACUACACGAUACUAAGCCGCAAUCCGAUGCAGUACAAGUGCAAUCACUGUGAGCGUUACAGCACCGAUAAGGUGAACAACAUGAUCUCACACCUGCAGGCCCACUUUAAGGAGUACGAAUGCGAUCAGUGCAAACGGUUGUUCGCAACGGGCAAGCAGCUGAGGGCACAUUACACCACGCACACGGGUGAAAAAUCGGAAAUGUGCCAACACUGUGGCAAAUGCUUUUCCACCAAGAAUAAUUUGCGUAUCCAUAUAAAAUCUCACGAGCGUGAAAAUGGUGAAGUUCGUAACGGUAACGGUAGUUUACUGCCGCCGGUACUUGACUAUCCUCCCGAACCGUGCAUAGAGAUCGAAACAGUAUCCAAUAUGUUUCCUUUCACCCGUACGCGAGAGUUUGAGGAUUGGUGGGUAAAGUCGGGCUGGUCGAGCGUGAUUGCUCUGCACAGCUUGCCAAGCAAAAUUUUGAUCUGCGAGGAACACUUCGAAAAGGAUCUCAUCAACAGACAGUAUAAGGUGCCGCGGCUUGCACUGGGGGCACUGCCUACGCGCAACGUUACAUGUCCGGUUAAAAAACCGGAAUCAAAGAUUCGUUCCCUAGAUAAGCUUGUUAUGGAUCGAACGUAUUGCCGACUGUGCGGACAACAACAAUCCUACAGUCUUGACGACGAAUUUGAGCUGCUGUGCAAUGUGGAUAAAAUUUUCCAAUAUAAUCUGCAACUGUCCGACUCCACGGUGUUGCCGUCUGGAGUGUGCCUCUACUGCAAAGAAAUGGCAACCGUAAUACUAACGUUUUGGAAUAAAUGUUUCGAAGCUCAAGAAACGCUGAAAACGAUUCUCCAGCAGCAAACGACGCUAGUCAAGGCCGAGCCCGCGAAAGAAGCUAACGCGCCGGAAGGUACUAAAGGAUGCAGCAACGAAGACACAAGUGGGAGUACCAUAAAAAACGACGCUUUUCCAGCCGAAUGCGAAGAAAUCGUGAUCGACACUACACCAUCGGAGGUAAUCGUGCAGCAUUUCGCCAACCAAUAUGAGUUCGAAACGUUCGGUGAAGAAUUGCCCAGCACCAGCGCGGCGGACGAAUGUGAUGACGAGGAGAGAGAGCUGCGUGAAACUGAAAAUCAACUAAUUUCGGAAACUUAUUCGUCUGAAAACGACGAUGAUUUUUAUUCCCAAGAUCUGAUGGCAAAUUCGUCAUCUUCCUCCGACAAGGAAGAGCAAAACGUUUCGCGUAAAAGUGACGCACCGUUGCAAUCACAUAUAUGCGAAAUAUGUGGAUAUUCGUUUAAAACACUAGGUAGGCUCAACGUGCACAUUAAGUUGCAUAGUAACGUUCGCGAACAUCAGUGUAGCAUAUGUGGCCAAAAGUUUAAGGAACGCCGUGGCUUAUCGGAACACAUGGAAUCGAAGCAUGAGGGCAAAUCGUUCUCCUGCAGCAUUUGCGGCAUGCAGUACAGUUGGAGAAAGGGAUUGCAUAGGCACAUGAUCAGCCACAAAAGCAAGGAACCGAAACACAGCUGCAAAAUAUGUGGCAAAGGAUUUCCAGUCCCGCAUAAGCUAAGGCAGCACAUGAUGCUGCACACUGGUGAUCGGAUCACGUGUGAAUACUGCGGCAAGGGUUACAGAUUUAACUAUAUGUUAACGCAGCAUAAGAUACGCGUGCACAAUGUUGUAAUUGACGGCGUGAAGCUUUACUCAUCAUCCAAAACGAAAAAAAUGAUGGAAUCCCAAAAAAAAUUAACUGCUAUAAAUGAUUCUGCUUCAUCUUAG